ACAUGGAAUCGUAUGUAGCAGCCCGGUUUUAGACCGUUACUAUUGGUACCUCUCAGUCAUCGUAGCCAGGGAAUAGACCCUAUCUCUGUCACGGAGUGCAGUUAUCUCUUCAAAACUUACAUGGUAUUUUACUAAUUACAUCACUGUGAUUUAUCAAAACAAACUCGUGGAACCAACAGAUAUUGUAUUGAUAACACGUGGAUCAUAUAAUUGUGGAAUUCUCGGACACGGAAUCAUGACACAGGGUAUCGCGGGCUCUCCCCCGCACGUGGCGGGAGUAUGAGAAGGUGGCGAAUGGUCAACAGUGUUGUCGUAUUGGGAUGUAAAGAGGUAUCCAGUGUCAGGCUGAGGUAUUGUGGACAGCCAUCUCUCGACAUGUGUAACUGGGGGUAGCUCAUCUAUGAAUAUCGCGUUAUCACCAGUUCUCCAUCAGGGUGAUCUUAUUGAGAUAGUUAUGAGUGAUUGUGAUUAUUUAUGAAUUUUUUUUGUAUGUAGUUCCUAUUGUACAUGGAGUCUAGUUUGGAAUGAGAAACGAAAAAACUAAUCAUUCGGUAAACAUGUAUAGAUUAACUUUGCUACUGAGUUUUCUAAGUUCCCAUUUUAUAAUGGCCUCCCCAUCCUACCUGAACAUGUUCCAACAACCCACAAACCCGGACCCCUGUUACGACGAUCGCGGAGAACCUACCCGGUGCGUACCCGAUUUCGUCAAUGCAGCGUUCGCGAAGGAGGUUUACGCGUCAAGCACGUGCGGGGCUCCCGCGAGUCAGUACUGUAAAUCAACACUAGGGAAGGACAGUGGCAUUAUUCGGAAUUGUUUUAUUUGUGAUGCUAAUCAUCCCAAGAGGCAGCAUCCUCCAUCUUAUCUAACCGAUUUGAAUAACCCCAACAAUGUAACGUGCUGGAUGUCCGACACAUAUGUCCAGUACCCUCAAAAUGUUACUCUCAAAUUAUCUUUAAACAAAAAAUAUGAAAUGACGUAUAUAAGUUUACAGUUUUGUUCUGCCAGACCUGCAUCAAUGGCCAUAUAUAAAAGUGUGGAUUACGGAAAUACAUGGGUACCAUUCCAAUAUUAUUCAAACGCAUGUAAAAAGAUGUAUUCCAAGUCGCCACGAGCGGUCAUAACUAAAGCUAAUGAGCAGGACGCCCUUUGUACGGAAGCAUACAGCGACAUCGAACCUCUGUCCGGAGCUAGAGUAGCCUUCAGCACACUGGAGGGCCGACCAUCGGCCUACGAUUUCGACAACAGCCCCAUCCUACAAGAUUGGGUGACAGCUACCGACAUCAUGGUUGUUUUCAGUAAACUGAAUACCUUCGGGGAUGAGAGUUCUAAUGAUGAAGCUGCUAGGAAGAGCUACUAUUACGCCUUGUCGGACUUCGCGGUCGGCGGAAGGUGCAAGUGCAACGGACAUGCCUCCAAGUGUAUCGAGAACCGAGAGGGUCGUCUGGAGUGUGACUGCAAACACAACACGGCAGGGUACGAUUGUGAGAAAUGUAAGGCCUUCCACUCCGACCGCCCGUGGGCUCGGGCCAAUAACAAGGAUGCUAACGAAUGUGUGGCAUGCAACUGCAACCUCCACGCCAGACAAUGUCGGUUCAAUAAGGAACUGUAUAUCUUAUCGGGUCAAAAGAGCGGAGGGGUUUGCAUCAAGUGUCGCCACAACACAGCUGGCAGAAAUUGUCAUUAUUGCAAAGAGGGCUUCUAUAGGGACUCGAGCAAGCUUAUUACACACAGAAAGGCUUGCAAAGGCUGUGACUGUCAUCCCGUCGGCGCCCUUGGCCGUACCUGUAAUCAAUCAACUGGACAGUGUCCAUGCAAGGAUGGGGUAACUGGUCUCACGUGCAAUAGAUGUGCAAAGGGAUACCAGCAGAGCAACUCGCCCAUCGCCCCGUGUAUAAGAACUGCCAACUCGACAUCGAACGAUUACAACAAAAAUAAGAUCCCUGUUUCGCCCACUCCAAGGCCCCGACCAGCCGUUUGUGGAAAAUGUAAAUCGAAGAACAAGAGAGUCAACAUUCGCAAGUAUUGCCGCCGAGAUUUUGCAAUCCAUGCCAACAUCCUGUCGAGAGAGACUGUUGGAGAUAUGGUCAGAUUUACAGUUCACGUCAUCAGCAUAUACAAACCAGACCCGAAACAGAACAGGCGAGGUGAAACAUACCUGUGGAUUCCUAAAAGAGACGUCAAGUGCAAAUGUCCGAAACUGCGGCUCAAUCGUCAAUAUCUUCUUAUUGGUAAACACCGGAGGCGGAACAAUCGUACCGGAUAUGAUGUCGACCGGAAGACUAUUGUCAUCCGCUGGAAGGAUAGGUGGCAACGACGUCUCCGAAGAUUCACGAAACACCAACGGAAAGGCAAAUGUAGGUCUAAAAGUUCUCUGAGGAAAAAGAGAAAUUAAGUUGAUGAAACGAUAUGUGAAAUGUAUUUCGUUUCAAUUGGAUUAUAGAAAAAAAUAUAUAUGGACGCAUUUGGAAAAGGAGGAUAUGUCAGUAAAUGUUAUUCAGUAUUGAAUCAUGACAUGCUAUUCCAUAAAGACAAUGCUAUCAUGUGUUGAUGAACGGAUUUGAAAUCAACCAAGUGUAACGGGUAACGCAUUACACAAACUUCAAUGGUGUUCAAUAGAAUUGCCAUUUACAAAGUACCUGGCGGAAAAUGAUAAUGAGCCAAUGUGUGUUGUUUACUAAAACCGAAGUGUUUUUGUGACGUCAGAUUUUCGCUGUGUCUCUGGAAAAUGCAGUCGUUACUUUAUCUGUACUCAGCACAUUUAAACAAAGGGUUCGGGAAGGCACGUCUGGCAGAAUGCCUUUAGUGAAUCUAGAACGCUGUCAGUUAGGUCAAGCGGAAAUGAAGAUUUUUUUAAUGUGUGAAUAUAUAUGUAUAACAGUUUGAAAACAUAUAGUAUAUUUUCAUACAUGUGUUUACAAGGGCAAUAGCUCCUGCGAUGUCGAAUCGAUCCCAUUUUUAUUUAUAAAAUGGAAAAGUGUCGAUUAUAAUAUGAAUUUUAUCGUGUUUGACAUUUGUAUAAACAUUGUGACACUUAAUGUCAUUCAAUCGGACAUAUGUUUGUGUUGUAACCGUCUUGAUACCCGUUCUUCGUUCCAGUAUACACGUUAAUAUUUGUAUAGUAUUUGAUAUAUGUAUAUAGAUAAUUUAAGCGUUAUAUUUUACUGUUCAUGAAAUCUGUUUAAAUGUUUCUGUUAUAAUAACGAUCUAAUAUUGACGCUGUGUCAGUAGAUUACCUACAUUUGUGUGUAAGGAAUCACCAUAUCAUAACAUUACCAACUAUCAUGUCCCUGGGACAAGCCUUUGAUAUUAUCGGUCUAGUAUAUUUGCCAGUAUGACGUAAAUGUUUUAUUAUUGAAACAUUUCAUACAGCAGAAAGAUGUUUCGAAUCACCAUUGGAACACACGACAAGAAACCAAGUUUUGGAAAUUAUAUGGCCGUGUUCGGGAGAAUACAAAGUUUUGUCAGGUUCAAUGAAAUCAUUAAAGAUAAAACUGUUAUAGAUAACUUAUUGAUUAGGCUGGGUUCUCAAAAUGUCACUGGACGUCCUUAAUUUAGUUGUAACUUGUUGAUAUCAGAUUGCUAAUAGGAUGUCAGUAACUUGUGUGGUAAUGAUUUCACGAUAUUAAAUUCAGAUUGAGAUGUCUUGCUUUUGAACCAAUACAAUACAGUAGAAUGAUAGAUACUUUUCAUUGACUUGGUUUUUAUUUAGAUGUUCCGAUGAUGUACAUAAACACUAUGCUGUUCCUUUAUACCACAUUCUAAUGUUCAUCAGAUCUAUUGAUAAUCUGAAAACACUACUGUAUGAUUAUAGAAUUGACAUUUCGUCUAUCAGGACUAUAUGUAUCCGGUAUUUAAUUUGUCCUGAGUUUGUGAAUCUGACAUCUAAUAUGUCCGGACUAUGACUACCUGGCACUUACUCUGUUCGGAUUAUGUGUGCCCGGUAUUCAUCUGUUCGGGCCAUACAUACCCGACUGUUAAUUUGUCUGGAUUAUGUGUGUCAGACAUUAAGAACGUCCGGAUUGUGUGUAUCCGGUAUUCGAUAUGUCUUUACUAUUCGUUGAUGUACGUAUAGGGCAAAAACCGUCCGGAGUACGUGUACUGAAUUGUCGACUUGUCUGUAGCUAAUGUGUCAGCACUAGACCCGUCCGGGGUAUAUCUACCGGGCUCCUGACACAUCCGGACUAUUCUACCCGUCUGGAGUAUAUCUACAGGGCACUUGACACGUCCGGAUUAUUCGACCCGUCCGGAGAUUAUGUAAUGAACUUUCGAUGAAUGAGUUUUUACACUAGAGUUUUAUCAUAUGGCAGUUUGAUAUGUUGGUCGUGCCCAUUGUCAAUCUUUAACAAACAAUUUAUGUAAAUCUUCAUCUAAAAUAAAUUGAAAUAAUCUGCUA
Molecule: messenger RNA, 4394 nt
Organism: Ylistrum balloti
Lineage: Eukaryota; Metazoa; Mollusca; Bivalvia; Pectinida; Pectinidae
Product: netrin-1-like
Exons: 7
Coding region: 525-2393 (622 amino acids)
Molecular function (GO): protein binding
Source: RefSeq, a predicted model, not a curated record